GUCGGUAUCCUGUUCCUCCCCGUCGUAGUCAUGGCGACAAACAGUAGACGGCCACGAGGGGGGCAACUCCCUCCAUUCGUGCCAGUGCCUGCCCACAAGCAAGCAGAACUGAGGCGAACACAUGUGGUGUGGGAGUGGGCGGAAAGGGGGCAGGAGUGGGGGUUGACGGGCGGAGGCAACUUUCUCCUGCGCUGCCGACUGUGUGGGGAGGUGUUCACUGGUUCGAGGUCCAGAGCAGUGGAGCACUUCGCAAAACCGAAGGCACACUGCCCCCGACAGAAAAAGCAGAUUUUGUAUAGACUGCAAGCGGAUGGUGCUUUGUUGAGGGAUGCAUUGUCACUCAGACUGACUGCUGAGCACACAGACAGGAUGGAUGGAGAACUUGCCGCCGAGGACCUGAGGGAGUUGGACGAGCCAUGUGACCCGGUGCGGGAUUGUGCAAGAGGAGUUGGAGAUGGUGAUUGUGGUGAGGGUGGUACACAGCAGGGGCAGGAUGCUGGGACUGUGACAGAUGAGUUGCGGGGCGUUGAAGGUGUAGGAGAUGGUGGAGGGGAUGGAGGGGGAGCUCAGGUUACUGUCACGACGGCCACCACCUCCACACAGGUGGUGCCGAGGAGGAGACAGACGACCCUAGAUAUUCAUCUAGGGAGCAAGGUCCAACACGAUCUUGAUCGUCUGUUGGCCCUUGCUAUCUAUCGAGGUGGAGUGCCCUUCAACUGGUUGAGGUUGAAGGAGACGCAAGACUAUUGGAACCACAUAGUCACACUCCUGCGUCCUUCGAUCGUGCCGGUGCCACGGCUGCUGACAUACGAGGGAGUCCGCACAAGGAUGAUGGACAUCACUUUCCACGAGGUAGCAGCCCUCAUUGCACCUAAAAAGGCAAAGUUCCUAAGGGAUAUGGACAGGGAUGGGUCAUCACCCACAGGAUUGUGGGAUUUGGAGAGCAUAUUGCGGGGGAGGGUCAGGGGCCUUGGAUUGACAGAGGAUGAGAGGAGGGCGAUCAUGGAUAUCAUAUCCGACAGAUGCAUGAUGAUGCGUCAGCCUGCCCAUGCGGCUGCGUAUCUGUUGGAUCCUCGUCGUCGUGAUAUCUCGUUGCUGACGGACCGCAGCAGCCCAGUCGUGCACAGCACACUAGACCACUUGGCUCGCUGUCAGGGUGCAGAGGAGGAGAUGAUUGGGAGGGAGGGUCAUCAUGCGGAUGAGAGGCUGGAGGACACACACCACGUGUGCCAGGUCGCUGAGCAGGUUGUACAUCGAGGCGGCGGUUCACAGAGCAUCACUCAGUCGGUUGUCCAGAGGGUCGUGCUACGUGGCAAGGAUGGUGAUGGACUGGUGGCGGGCGGAGGUGGAGAGCGUAGGGUGAGUGACGUCAUUCGUCCUACUGUGGUUCAGACCUCGAAGCAGAGGAUUGGUUGUGCUUCCUCAGCGCACGUGAGCCAGAGGGUGGAUGACAGGGCGGACCUAUUACCAGCGUCUGUCGCAGAGCUUGGUGCGGAGCAGAGGGUGGAGCAGAGGGUAGAUGAGAUGGUGCAGGACAGGGCGGAGCCGAUGGCUGACCAGAGGAUUGAACACCGGAGAGAGCGGAGGGAUGAACACAGCUUGGAGGUUCAGGUUGCUACAGAGGAUGGGGGGGGGAGGGAGAGUGAUGUUAGACUGUCGACUGCCUCAUUCUAUGGGAUUCCGCCCAUGCCCACACGCGCCACACCAUCACUCGAUGCAGCAAGUGUUCAUCUUCUCGGCAGAUCGACGACAGUUGGACGUCAUGGUGGUGGCACUUCAUCUCCCGCAGUGUCCUCUGGCAGUUCCCUACACCACCCCCCAUUGGUGACUUUACGACGCCCGGCUGCGCACACGAGUAGAGCAUCCACUUCGUCAGAGGCGGCUGCCCCUCCUGUGCGUAGUCCAUCAGGCGUGCCACCGCUUCUUGCACGACUUCCAUCAGCCAUUGUUGAUAAUGUGAAGACAAGUCGUGCAGGCAGGAAGAGGAGGAGGGAGGAUGACGGAGGCGCAUUACCACCUACUCCACGAUCGCAGGGUGGCACAGGCAGACCUCGUGGUCGCCCGCGAGGCUCAGGAUCAGGCAGGGGUCGAGGCAGGGGUCGUGAUUCAUGGGCGNCUCCACGAUCGCAGGGUGGCACAGGCAGACCUCGUGGUCGCCCGCGAGGCUCAGGAUCAGGCAGGGGUCGAGGCAGGGGUCGUGAUUCAUGGGCGAUGAGUGCAUUGGGGGCAGAUGACGCGGGUAAGGACGAUGUUGGGCAGGACACCACUGCAUGCACUGAUGUGAUGGUGGGUGUUCGCACGAGGUCUCAGGCCUCGAGUGGAGUUCGCAAUACGAAAUCCACUCGUAUCAUUGACGACGAUUCAGAUGCCGCCUUAAGUGAUGGUCUUUCUGGUAGUGACUACGUGGAUGAGAGGGAUAGUGAGACUCGUGCCCGGGGAGAGGACCAAAGUGGAGAUGACGAUAGCUCAGAUGGUAAUGGGCACGAGGAGGACUAGAGGGAUGUUCACUACUGAUCUGAGGGAUGUGUUCUGUCAUCGAUGGCUGUAGCAUGGAACUUGGGCUUUGAUGUUUCAAUUUCGUG
This is a messenger RNA of Chara braunii, 2582 nucleotides long. Lineage: Eukaryota; Viridiplantae; Streptophyta; Charophyceae; Charales; Characeae. The record is from the annotation of a GenBank genome assembly.